CCGCUACCUGACUUCCGGUGGCUGCACUGUUGGCUGGAGAACGAUAAUUUUCCCGGAGUUUUGGAUGAAUAAACAAGACCGUCGAGUGGCCAACGCGCAGAGGAAAUAUAGCCCUGAGUUGGUUUAGAGUGUUUCUGUUCAUGCUUAUGUUUUCAGAUUCAACCAGAUACCUACUAGAUGACCGCUGGUUUUCAGCACAUGGCUACAGGCACUGAGAGGGACAAAGGCUCUGGGAACACGAGAGAGUCUGUCCACAGCGUGCUGAGAGCAGUACCACGAGGACUGACCCUGGGUCCUUCUCUGGCCCAAGAUGGACAGCUGGGUCUGUGGUGUGUUGGGCGAGUGCUAGAGAAGGCCACUCUGCUUGGUCUGGAGGAACCUGACAAAAUAAACAGGAAGGAGAAAGCUGAGGGGAUUCAACAUACGUGCCAAAAUGUGUUAAAAAAUGAAAUCUCAGAUGAGAUCUACUGGAUGAGGUUUGCCUGCAGGGCUCAAAGUGAGGGAGAGAGCAAUGUCAGUGUGCUCGAGGUGGAUGGAAAAUUCGGCUUUAGGGUCUGUCGAGCCAUUCAGCCAGGAACAGAAGUGCUCCUCUGGAAAGAACAAGAACAAGAAGCCCCUCUUGAAAAAGAAGUAAUGCGGCUGAAAGCCUGUGAAAUUAGUAGUACUCCAAUCAGAGAACAAGAAGAUGCUUUAGAGGCCAUCACAUUAGAUCACCUCUCAGGCUGUGCAGAUCCUGUUCAAAGUGCCACACAGGAGGAUACAAAACCUCCAAUCAAGGGGAAAAAUCUUGUGCAGGAGUCUAGAGCCUGUGAUUCCAGUGUCCUGGAGCAGAAUGGGGUAGAUGAGGCACACGGGGAAGGUGAAGGUCAGCAAAGUGAUGAACAUCCUGCUAGAGAUAAGAUCCAGAGCAUCAGUGAUAGUACAUCAGAAGCCCAGAGCUCAUCAGAACAUCUGAAGCUGAGAGCCAGCUCUCGUCUUGCUGCUAAACCUCGGAAAGUGCACUCGUCAACCAUCCGUAUCUACAAACGACAAGAUCCAAAAAACAGGUCAGACCUCAGCAGCAAGAAGAAGCUCUCAGAUAACAAAGACAACACAAUGCAGACAUUGUAUACUAAUGAGGAUUCCAGCGCAGAGCAAAAUGAGCAGGAUUUUCUUCAUUUUGUUAUCCGAGAGAGGAAGUACAAAUGCGACGAGUGUGACAAGAGCUUCUUUCAGCUGUGCCAUCUGAAGAAACACAGAUUCACACAUCAGAAUCAGAAGCCUUACGCAUGCACAGAGUGUGGUAAAACAUACAGCUCGCAGGAGAGCUUCCAAGCCCACCUGCUGAUGCAUCGCGGUCAGAGGCCCUUUCAAUGCCAGCACUGUGACAAAAGCUACGGCUUGAAACGGGACCUCAAGGAGCACCAGGUUCUUCACUCAGGCGAGAAACCGUUUGUCUGUGACAUCUGUGGAAAAGCUUUCGCUCGCCGGCCCUCGCUGCGCGUCCACAGGGAAGUCCAUCGGACGAAAGAGCCGGACUACCAGGCUCCCAAAGUCAGGUGUCCAGAGUGCAAUAAAGAACUGGCCAAUUCUGGUUCUUUGAGGAACCACAUGCGCCUGCACACCGGAGAACGGCCGUACGUCUGCCGGCACUGCAACAAGAGCUUUCGGCAACGUGGCAAUCUGCUGGGACACAUGCGCAUCCACACGGGAGAGAAACCCUACCAGUGUGACCACUGCGAGCUGCGCUUUUCCCAAGUCCCUGAACUGCGCCGGCAUCUGAUUUCACACACGGGUGAGGUGUAUCUGUGUCCUGUGUGUGGUAAGGCUCUACGGGACCCUCACACACUGCGGGCCCACGAACGACUGCAUACGGGAGACAGGCCCUAUAAAUGCGAACAAUGUGGGAAAGGGUACACGAUGGCAACCAAGCUACGGCGCCACCUGAAGUCUCACCUGGAGGAGAAGCCACAUGUCUGCCAGGUGUGUGGAGCCAAAUACACAAUGAUGCAGAGUCUGCAGCGGCAUCUGCAGUCUCACAAACAUCUCUCAGACUCUGGUCAUGCCUUACCGACACGAGGUCGACCCAAAAGCUCGGGCCAGAACGCAGAGGAAGAGCAGGGUAGGACUGAAUGCAGUAGUUUGGAGAAGGGACAGGCUGUGUCAUAUGUUCAAGACUCAGAAAAUUUCACCAUUGUGUCUCACCCAGAAGGUGUCAUUUUGGACUCUGGAGUGUACCACCGUGGCACAAUUGUUUUGGGAAAAGGAGUGGAGAAGGGGCUCGAACGCAUUGAGCUCAGUGAGGAUAUGAUUGAGAUCAUUGUCUCCGAUGAAAAUACCAAGUGUAUAGUAGUGCAAGAACAGCCUUCUAAGUGUAUACAGCUUCAGGAACAGGAAGCAAAUGCUAAAUGCCUAGUUGUGCAGGAAAAUGAUGCCAGCAGUGGCUGUAUUGUAGUUCCAGAGCAGGAUGCUAAUAGUUGUUUGGUCAUUUUACAAGGUCCGGAUGGUUUAAGUUCAGUGGCACAGACUGUAGAAAUAGAGACAGGACUGUGACACUUAAGUGUUUCCAUUUCACAUAUAUAUAAUGUCUCACACCAAAGGAAAAACAACCUAUGUGAAAUAAAUGUUUAGGUCUUGCUGUUCUUUGAUUUUUUUUAGGAGGGUUUGUGGCACAUAUCAUUAAACAUUGACUCCUGUGUGCAGUG
Molecule: messenger RNA, 2684 nt
Organism: Cyprinus carpio (common carp)
Lineage: Eukaryota; Metazoa; Chordata; Actinopteri; Cypriniformes; Cyprinidae
Product: zinc finger protein 408-like
Exons: 5
Coding region: 178-2532 (784 amino acids)
Cellular component (GO): nucleus
Source: RefSeq, a predicted model, not a curated record